GAAAGCGCUUAGACGCUUUAUUAAGAGACUAGUCGCUAAGACAAUUAUUAAUGUGACUAAUAGAUUGAGUAUUUACAAAACAAUUGUUAUCAUGUUUUCAUUACGUCGUGUAUUGCCACUAAUAACAAUUUUUGUAACAAUUUAUAUUGCCACUAAUUGCGUGACCACUGCACGUGAAAUUACCAGGAAUGAUUACAACGAUCUUCAGGUAGCAGCCAGUCAUCAUGGUCAUCAUGGUCAUCAUCAUGAACAUGGCGGCGGGGAGGAGCAUCAUUCCGGUCAUCAUCAUGAACAUGGCGAUCAUGGUCACAAAGAUUAUAAGCACCACCAUCAUCACGGAAAAGGUGAAAAAGGACAUCAUCACAAAGAGCAUCAUCAUGGGCAUCAUGACGAGCACGGAGGACAUAAGAAGCAUCAUCAUCAUGACGAUGGUCAUCAUCAUGAACAUCAUCAUGGUGAAAAGGGGGAGAAGGGUCAUAAGUUCCAUGAGAAAGGCCACUAUGGCAAAGGCCACAGUACUCAUGGCCAUCAUGAAGUAAACAAGAAGGAUGAAUACAAGAAGGAUAAGGAAUUCUUCGACGAACAUCACGAUCAUGGUCACCAUGACGAACACGGUGGACAUCAUCACGAACAUGGACAUAAGAAGGGUGGUCACUUUAAGAAAGGACAUCAUGAUCAUCAUCAUCAUGAGGGACAUCAUGGUAAGAAAGGUCAUCACGAGAAAGGCCAUCAUCAUCAUGAUCAUAAGGGACACAAAGGUCACCACGAUCAUCAUGAGCAUCAUCACCAUCAUCAUCAUCAUGGCAAGAAGGGUGGACACGAAGAUCAUAAGAAAUGGGAAUACAAGAAGGGACAUUAAACCUUGUUACUCAAGAGAUACCACCAGCUGCUUUUGAAUUGGAUUCUGUUACUCUUUCUCAUUCCUAUUACCCACAU
Atta colombica is the source of this 936-nucleotide messenger RNA. Its product is annotated as histidine-rich glycoprotein-like. The transcript has a single exon. The record is from RefSeq and is a predicted model, not a curated record. The coding region runs from base 92 to 859 and encodes 255 amino acids. Lineage: Eukaryota; Metazoa; Arthropoda; Insecta; Hymenoptera; Formicidae.